Eimeria mitis is the source of this 1362-nucleotide messenger RNA. RefSeq lists its product as uncharacterized. The transcript has 2 exons. The coding region runs from base 1 to 1362 and encodes 453 amino acids. Lineage: Eukaryota; Apicomplexa; Conoidasida; Eucoccidiorida; Eimeriidae. The record is from RefSeq and is a predicted model, not a curated record.
AUGCAGGAAACAGCUGAAGAAGAUGGCCGGAUGAACCUCGCUACCGGUUCGCUUUCGAGCGGCGGCGAGCAGAGUAGUGGACCUUCGUCUCUCCCAGGCAACGAACUCGCCAUUGAAUUUCAACGAACUCCAUCUCUGCGGAGAACACAAGAUGCAGUUUUUCACAAAUAUAACAGGCCGAUCUCUCGUUUUCUGGUGCACACUCGCGUUGCCUCUCUCAUCCUCGUUGUUGCAUUCGCACUGGCUUGGGUCACUCUGCGUUGUGCCUUCCAGCUGGGAGCAGGAAGGUGGAGGGGAGCAGCAUUUGGCCGAUCGCUUGCAGCUGGAGGCGGAGAAGAUGAAGGCUCUUCCCUUUGCAGCUAUGCACCUGAGGAGCAAGCACAUGCACCAGGCCCGGCAGCACCAGUUGGGUAUGCAUUCGAUGCGCACAGAUUGCUGGGGCGUGCCGCUCUCGUCGUAAAAACAUUCCAGCAUCUGACAGAGCAAGCGGAGAAUCCCCUGUUGGGCGUCACGGUGUAUGACCGGCACAGGGCAACUACUCUUCUGUUGACUUUGAUAAUCCUGGAGCUCUCGGCGGUGACGGCGCUUGUUGGAAGUUCCCUGGAUGAUAUGCUGAAAUCUACAAUAUCUUUAGUUGAUCAGGUGAUGCUGAAUGUCAGUGAAACCCUUUUAGGGGGAAGAAUAAGAAAUGCAGAUUCAAAAUACACCCGGCUACGCGUGAUCCUACAGAAACUAGGGAAAGCAGAACACCCACCGCCUGACUUGCCAGAGGCAGAGCGUAUGCGUAGGCUGCAUGAGCUGCUUGUUCUGCAAGAAACAGCUCAGCAGCAGACGUCUGUUGUUAUUCAGAUGAUGAAAAAUGCAUUUAAUAAUGUGGGUGAAAUCGAUAGAAAUACCCUUGAUGCUGCUCUCAAGCUCCUCACCCACGUUGCGUAUGCACGCAAGAACCAGGUGAUGCGAGAUUCAGUGCUGCGCAGCUGGUUGCUAGAAAACGAAAGCAGUAGAGAUCAUUCUCCUCUUAUUCCCAAAUCUUACCUCAGACACAUAUUGAAUGAAGAGCAGCCGUCCUUUGAGGACCUUAUGAAACAACUCACCGACCCCUCUCUGCCCUGCGCAACACUACAAAAGGGAGCACCCGCACCCGAGAAAUCACCACCUAGAGUGAAACAGCAGACAAACCAACCCCAGCCAUCCGCAUCAGCAACACGAGCACCACCAGCAGCAGCAGCAGCAACACCACCACCACCACCACCGGCAGCAGCGGCAGCAGAAGAACAGCAAGUGGAGGGGCAGCAGCUUCCUCAAAGCAGCAAACGAGAAACACCCGGCAUCGCAUCACCCGCAUCCUUCUGCAACAACUGA